GUUAAUGUCAAAUUCAAGUGACAUUUCCCAUCAUACUAAGUACAUAGAAAAAAAAUGUCUUUCUUUCUAUAGCAGCACGUGUAGACGCGGUCAGCUUGCUUAUCAUCGUAUAAAAUUAAUAGGUUAUAAUCAACAAUGCCUUCGGACGCAAAGAAACGAGCCCAGCAAAAGAAAAAAGAACAAGCUACUAAUAGAAACAAGAAGCCUGUGGCAAGAGUGACGACUGCAGAGACGAAUGGUUCUACAAAUGGUGCGGUAAAAGAAGAUCGAGAGCUCACUGCUGAAGAGGCACUAUGUCUGAAGCUGGAGGAAGAAGCGAAAAUGAAUUCUGAAGCCCGGUCCUGCACUGGUUCAUUGGCAGUUCAUAUAAGAUCAAGGGAUAUAAAGAUUGCAAAUUUUUCCAUCACUUUUUAUGGCAGUGAAUUGCUACAAGACACAUUGCUAGAGUUGAACUGUGGUCGAAGAUAUGGCCUUGUUGGUCUUAAUGGCUGUGGUAAGUCAUCAUUGCUGGCUGUGUUGGGUCGGCGGGAGGUACCAAUACCAGACCACAUUGAUAUUUUCCAUUUAACUCGUGAGAUGCCAGCGUCAGAUAAAACAGCCUUGCAAUGCGUUAUGGAAGUUGAUGAAGAGAGAAUCAAGUUGGAGAGACUUGCUGAGGAACUCGCCCAGUGUGAUGAUGAUGAAUCCCAGGAACAGCUGUUGGAUGUUUAUGACCGUCUAGACGAUUUAAGCGCUGACACGGCCGAGGCUAGAGCAGCCCAUAUUCUUCAUGGUCUAGGAUUCAGCAAGGAGAUGCAACAAAAGGCGACCAAGGAUUUCUCAGGAGGUUGGCGUAUGAGAAUUGCUUUGGCGCGUGCGUUAUAUGUGAAGCCACAUCUGCUUUUGUUGGACGAGCCAACUAACCAUCUUGAUUUAGACGCCUGUGUGUGGCUUGAAGAGGAACUCAAACAAUAUAAGAGAAUCCUAGUGCUGAUAUCGCACUCUCAAGAUUUUCUGAAUGGAGUUUGUACCAAUAUAAUUCACAUGAGCAAGCGUAGGCUGAAGUACUACACUGGUAACUAUGAGGCCUUCGUAAGGACCCGCAUGGAGUUGUUGGAAAACCAGAUGAAACAGUACAAUUGGGAACAAGAUCAGAUCGCUCAUAUGAAGAACUACAUAGCUCGGUUUGGUCACGGUUCCGCUAAACUCGCUCGUCAGGCCCAGUCAAAGGAGAAGACACUAGCGAAGAUGGUAGCUCAAGGUCUUACUGAGAAGGUGACGGAUGAUAAGAUACUCAACUUCUACUUCCCGUCAUGCGGGAAAGUACCACCGCCCGUUAUCAUGGUUCAGAAUGUUUCAUUCCGCUACACAGACAGUGGACCUUGGAUAUAUAAGAAUCUGGAGUUCGGUAUAGAUCUGGACACCCGGCUAGCGCUCGUCGGACCAAAUGGAGCAGGAAAGUCUACGUUGUUGAAACUUCUAUAUGGAGAUUUGGUGCCGUCGACAGGUAUGAUCCGUAAGAAUUCUCAUUUGCGCAUCGGUCGUUACCACCAGCACCUUCACGAGCUGUUAGAUCUAGACUUGUCCCCGUUGGAGUAUAUGAUGAAGGAGUUCCCAGAAGUACGAGAAAGGGAGGAAAUGAGAAAAAUCAUUGGAAGAUAUGGUCUUACUGGAAGACAACAGGUGUGUCCAAUGCGUCAAUUGUCUGAUGGUCAACGUUGUCGCGUUGUAUUCGCCUGGCUGGCGUGGCAGACACCUCACCUGCUGUUGAUGGACGAACCGACCAAUCACUUGGACAUGGAGACCAUAGACGCCCUCGCUGACGCCAUUAACGACUUCGACGGCGGUAUGGUGCUUGUCAGCCACGACUUCAGACUUAUCAACCAGGUCGCCGAAGAAAUUUGGAUCUGCGAGAAUGGUACAGUAACCAAAUGGCAAGGAGGUAUCCUGAAAUAUAAAGAUCAUUUGAAAUCUAAGAUCUUGAAAGAUAACGCCGAUAAUGCGGCGAAAUUUAACCGCAAAUAGAAAAAUUUUUAGAAUAUUUUUAGAUUUAAUUAUAUUCAACCGCUCUUUAAACACCUGUCGAGGUUUCGGCGGCGGCUGUUGAUGUAGAAAUAUAGUAUUAUAAUAUAAUGGCUGUUUUUCCGUAUCACGAGUAUUCGUAGCUUAAAAUACUUAUGUAAAAUAUAACACAGCUCUCUAUUUUUCCUGUUUUUGUAAACUCACAAUAAAUCUUGCACAGUAUUAAUCAAUAUUAUUUAGAUGUUAUCAAUAAGCCGCAUGAACGUGUCUUAUAAUAUUUUGUCAAUACAAAGCUUUCGAUCCGCGACGGGUGUUUAUUGAUUCAAUUUGUGAUCAUAGAAGUGUAAAAUCAAUUCCCCCAGCUUUUAAAUAAACGUGUAUGUAGUGUUUAUAUAAUGUGUUAUCUAAAAUGUAUGUGCAUAAAGUAUUUAUUAUAUAUUUAGUGGAUAUCCGGAAUAUUGGUACUAUAAUGGUACUAUAUAUUAUGUCACAUAUAUACAUAUAUAUAUAUAUAUAAAUAAAUAAAUUUUAUUUUUAUGACAAUUACUGGGUAGUUAUACGACCAACAAUGAUAAUACGUUGCCGAAAAACAGUCAAGGGUUUAAGUUUGUUUUAAAAAUUGGUUUUUAUUUUGCCUUAUUGUAAUAACCUUAACUAAUCUCACAUUCAUAUGAUUGUAAAUCAUAUAUAUAACGCCUGUAAGAACGAAAUUAUAAUUAUUUUAAAAUAUGAGUUUACUAAACUGCUAAUUUAAUGUUCAAUAUACUUUUCUAUAGCAUAAUACUUAUUUAUUUAAGCUGUUUCCAAUAUUCCACAACGAUUUAUUGUCCGCUUCCAUAUAAAAUGAAGUUGAAAAUUAAGCUGCUGUGGUUAUUAUUAAAUAAAUUACACCAUCUUUUAA
Danaus plexippus (monarch butterfly) is the source of this 2902-nucleotide messenger RNA. Its product is annotated as ATP-binding cassette sub-family F member 2. Lineage: Eukaryota; Metazoa; Arthropoda; Insecta; Lepidoptera; Nymphalidae. Gene Ontology annotation, molecular function: ATP hydrolysis activity; ATP binding. The transcript has 12 exons. Bases 136 to 2004 code for a protein of 622 amino acids. The record is from RefSeq and is a predicted model, not a curated record.